Messenger RNA from Callorhinchus milii (elephant shark), 1721 nucleotides. RefSeq names its product regulator of G protein signaling 6 (gene rgs6). Gene Ontology annotation, biological process: intracellular signal transduction; G protein-coupled receptor signaling pathway; regulation of G protein-coupled receptor signaling pathway. The record is from RefSeq and is a predicted model, not a curated record. Bases 31 to 1398 code for a protein of 455 amino acids. Lineage: Eukaryota; Metazoa; Chordata; Chondrichthyes; Chimaeriformes; Callorhinchidae. The transcript is spliced from 17 exons.
UACUGUAAAAUAGAAACUAUCAUCACACAAAUGCAGGACGACAAGGCUGGAGGCGUGCCAAUCCGCACAGUAAAGAGUUUCCUGUCAAAGAUUCCCAGCGUUAUCACAGGCGCUGACAUUGUGCAGUGGCUGAUGAAGAAUUUAAUUAUUGAAGAUCAAGGUGAAGCCAUACAUUUAGGGAGUCUAAUCGCUGCUCAAGGCUACCUGUUUCCUAUAUCAGAUCACGUGUUGACACUGAAGGACGAUGGGACAUUUUAUAGGUUUCAGGCUCCCUACUUUUGGCCGUCAAACUGCUGGGAGCCAGAAAAUACAGACUACGCCAUCUACCUGUGCAAGCGGACAAUGCAGAAUAAAGCAAGACUGGAGCUUGCAGAUUAUGAGGCCGAGAAUUUGGCCAGGCUACAAAGGGCUUUUGCAAGGAAGUGGGAGUUCAUCUUUAUGCAAGCCGAGGCCCAAGUAAAACUCGAUAGGAAAAAGGAUAAAACGGAACGCAAGAUUCUAGACAGUCAAGAAAGGGCGUUCUGGGAUGUUCACAGACCUGUGCCUGGUUGCGUGAACACCACUGAAAUGGACAUCAGAAAGUGUCGUAGGAUGAAAAACCCAAACAAAAUAAAGAAGUCUGUCUACGGGGUUUCCGAAGAUUCGCCUACUGCCAGCCCUGUACACACACCGGUACAGCCAGCCAGAAAACCUGGUAAAGAAGACCUGCUCAAAAAGAUAAUCUUUUUAAACGCCCAGCUAGAUAGACAUUGUCUAAAAAUGUCUAAAGUAGCAGAAAGUUUGAUCAGCUAUGCAGAGCAGUACCUGGAGUACGAUCCUUUGCUGACGCCCACAGAACCUUCCAACCCUUGGAUCAGCGACGACAGCACUUUCUGGGACCUGGAGGCCAGCAAGGAGCCCGGGCAGCAGCGUGUGAAGCGCUGGGGCUUCUCCUUCGACGAGAUGCUGAAGGAUCCCGUUGGUCGAGAUCAGUUCCUGAAGUUCCUCGAGUCUGAAUUCAGCUCCGAGAAUCUGAGGUUUUGGCUAGCCGUGGAGGAUGUAAAGAAACGGCCUCUUCAGGAGGUUGCGGACAGGGUCCAGGAAACCUGGAAUGAAUUCCUCGCCCCAGGUGCGCCCAGCGCCAUUAACCUCGAUUCCCAUUCCUACGAGAAAACCAGCCAGAAUGUCAAGGACCCGGGAAGGUACACAUUUGAAGAUGCCCAGGAACACAUCUACAAGCUGAUGAAAAGUGACAGCUAUACCCGCUUUCUACGCUCCAGUGUCUAUCAGGAGCUGCUGCAAGCAAAAAAGAAGCUGGAGAAUGAACAGGGACGCAGAACCUCGCUCGAGAAGUUCACCCGCAGCGUGGGUAAGUCGCUGACUGGCAAACGUCUCACAGGCCUCAUGCAGUCAUCUUGACAAAACUCCAUCGCUGGCUGUUGGAGAGAAGGGGAAGAGAUCUACAAUUACCCUCCUGGGAGUCACACUUUUCAAGAGAACCACAAAGAGGAGAGGCUACUGUACACAGAGUCACAAACGCCCUGUUUGCAUACUGUAAUCUUUCCUCUGUAAGGAACGGGACUGCAUCGCUACCCAUCGCAUUAUCAAAGUGUUUUUUUGUUGUUGUUUAAAAGAUGGAUAUAUUCCCAGGCUCAGCGGAGAGUUGAGUUUCUGUCUGUCAGUGAAAACUUAAAGCCAUUCUUGAGAGCUCGUUCCCACGACUAGUAAGUAUCGCACUGAGA